GAGGUUCAAACAACAACAAAACAAGUCACUUGACUGCAGAAAAGCAACCUGUUUAACGAGAGAUUUGUGGUGCGAGAAAGCAAUUUUUAGUUUGUAUUAAAAGUUUACACAGAAUUAACAAAUAAAGAAAAAUUAAUAUGAGAAAAUACUGAAAAAUAAUUGCAUAUUUAGUUUAACGGUUAAAAAUACAGAAGAAAAUAAUGGCGGAGGGCGGAUACCCAACAGAUGGUUCGAAGUAUAUUCACGCGUUUUAUGUGUAUCCAGACGCUACAGAUGAAUCGCAAGCUGAAGUUGAACAGUUUCGCGAGGGUGUCCAAAUGGAUCCAAUCCAGGCUAUGGCUGGCUUUGAAAAUGACUUUAAUAAUUACUUAUGGCAGAAACGCACCUUCAUACUUGGACAUGGGAAUGGACCAUCAAGUCACGCUGAAUGGUAUCGCACGCCAUACACGAUAGAACAAAACGUGAUCUCACCAAGUAAAGCAUUUAUGCGAGAACAUCCAGCUGAUGAAGAGCCUAACAGAGCAUUGAUGUUACCCGAUGGUUCCAUCACGGAGAUAACUCAGUACACUGAUCUGAUGUGCAAAAAGGGGGUCCAAACUGAAUUUUAUGUUGUUUCGAAGUCGUUUCCUGAUCUAGGAUUCAGCGUUGUGCAAAACUUUCGCAAGGUAAACGACAUGCAAAGUGGGAUAGAGACCUAUAUUAGAGGUGAAUGUAUUGAAUACAAGACGAAAGAAGCUCCGACUGAAGACAUACCUACCAACAGAGUUCGGACUUUGGAGGAAGUGUUAGCCUCGUUUCACGUCCAACGACAACUAACGUCUAAAAUUUUAUACUUGAGCAAACCGCUAUUGAAGCAAAACGAGCAGAAAACCGUCAAACGGUUAAAUACUCGAUCACCACAUUGGACAAGACGACCGAGAACAAUCACAAGACCAGGUCAAAGGGACGUUCAUACUGUACCUGGAGACCGUGAGACAAGCACAACAUCAUCCGAAUCAGAAGGAGAUAAACCAAAAGGCAGAAAAGUGACGUCUGUUCUUGCUGUGCAAAUCAACCAGCAGCAUUUUAAAAAAUCUUCCACGCCAUCUUGGUUUCGCAAAGAAACCAAACAAACAGUCAUUAACGAGCUUCGAACUGAAUGUAAUCAAAUCAUGCAAGAACGCAACCGUAUGAUUGGUAACCCGCAGAAAAAGCAACCGUUAGGUCCAGUUGAAAUACCCUUGCUAUUCGGUUCAUCACAGUCUGAUGAUAUCAUAGAGGACUCCAUAACGAACUCACCUUUAGCAAGGAGGAAAAUACAAGUUCCUAAUGUGAUUCUCACUACAAAAUUGCAUCGUAUGAGCAGCAAAGACUCUCAAUCUUCAGUUGAUCCUAAAAGUUCGACAUCUGAUGACGACCAGUUUGUGCACAUUGAUUUGUCACCCUUUCAGGAUCUACCGGACAAGGAGAACAUCCCUGUCACGCGAAAAGGAAGGGAAAUUAAAUUUCAUGGUAUCACAAGCACGAAGAAACACGGUAAGGAACUUGAAGAUGAGCUUAAGGAAGUGCAAAGCUCUAGAACGGACGAGGUGAUGUAUAAGACACAUCAGCUAGAACGACCACCGCAAAUUCGGAUUCGUCCAAAUUCAAGAAGAAUCUAUACUCCGUAUACAGAUAAACCCAAAGGCAGCACUACGACACGUGCCUCUGUUCCACCUGUUUCGCUAAUCGAUAUGGAAAAUACGCUUUCCCAGUCAAGGAGAGAACGAGGACACCUUGUUCAGUUCGUCUCUCAAAGUUCUUUAAUUGACAGCACAGACCCCUCUGACCCUUCCAACCCGGAAGAUACUGAGAUGGUGCAGCCUGUGGUAGAGUCCUAUUCGUUGCUCCAAGAGCCUGAAUUCCAACCUUUUGUUUUCGAAGACGAUGGCAACGAGCUUCAAAAUCUAAAAAGAAAAAUAGAGAGAUCAGCUGAUUUUACUGAAACGAAAUUUAUAAUCAAUGACAAGAAUAGAGAGUCUACAAAACCGCCAAAUAAAGUUCAAAGAGUACACUCUAAGACAACUGAAACUGAUAGUUACACCACUGUCAUCCUACGAAGACGUAGAUCCGUUGAUUACGAGGAGAUAUCUGAGGUGUACGAGUCAGACGACUAUCAAGAUUUACUACCGAAACCAGAAGACGUGAUUGAAAUCAACACUGAUGAUGAUUUUGUGGUUGUUAAAACAGGACCAGAUUAUAAAAGUCAUCCAAAAGACACUGACAAGAAAGAAGAAUACGAGGAUAUUACCAUAGUAACAGAAGCUGUAGUGGAGAACAUACGCGAUAUGCAGAAGGAUUUUGACAAGCUGGAUGAUUUAUUACCAGAAGAGCAACUUCCGCCGGGUGAAGAACUAAGUGAAUUUUCCACAGGACAAACAAUCACAACUCGAUUACGUAAUCCAGGUCGUAAUGUACGGGUACUUGAAGCAGAAUACAUCGAGGUGGAAAAAGAUAAGACAACCAGGACGCAAUCAGAGCGUGUCAUGUCGUUGGAAACUGUCAUCAGAGCAUCACAAACUACUAAUUUCAGGAAUUCCGUGAAAAUCAUCAAACAUGAGCAGACUACAACAGAAGAGGAAGAAGAAAAAAAAGGAAUGAAAGAAUCCAGCACUGUAGACGCCAUGCCACCCAUUCUUAAGGAUGCGGUGAAACCAAAGCAACCAAGGGUGGUGAAGAAAGAUCAACUGACUAAAGAAAUGAUUAUUCACGAAAGUAAAGUGUUCAGCAGCGAGUAUGAAUCAUCUACUGACGAAGAGGUUUCGACGGAUGAGGACACAUCUUUUGCUGAGGUACUACUGCCUGUGGUAUACGACGUUGGUAUGUCUGGAAGGAAAAGAACAGCCGACAAAGAUAACCUUUUAAAGGAGCUAGUCCUGCACGAGAGUUAUGUUCCAUCAAAAAGUUCAAUCUUCCAUGUGGAAGAGGACCGGCAGCUGCUUGAGAAGACGGAGUAUGAAACAAGAAGUGAAUACAUGUACAAGAGAACACAACACAGGAGGGAUUCGUUUGAAUCUUCAGACAGGAAAUUUCGCAUGUCGCAUUUUGAUUUUCUGGACACCACCACCGAUGAAUAUGCGACCACGACAGAAGGUACCUCCUCUGAUGAAGAGCGAUUCACUGACAUUCCACAUGUUCUUUCGUAUUCUGACGAAGAUGAAGAGACCUUAUCGGAAGGGAGUAUGCCAGAAAGCGAUGUUGAACUAAGUUUACAAGAGUUUCAGAAGACUUUGGAUCGCAAUGAAAUGGUUGUUUCUAUUAGACAACCUGUUGAAGAAGAAGAAAUUCCAUGUGAUCGAUUCCAAGACGUGCAAACAGACGUCGCGUUUGAGGACUUGUUUCCUCCUGAAACAACACAACUGGAGUUUGUGGUAGAACCCAUUGACGCCGAUGUCGGAAGUGUCACUGUUCACAACCUUGAGCACACGACAAGGAAAAGCACCACAGAAGUCCCUGUGAAAUCCAAAGAACGCGACGUUGGUGGAGUAACAAUCCAUUCACAAGAGAGGACAACCAAGGUAACUGAUGAAGAAGUUAUAGUUUCGUCAAGAGAUAAAAACAUUGGGGCAGUUACCAUCGUGGAAGAGUUUUCUGAAAUUUUAGAUAAAUCAAGUAGAACAUUUAUCACUGUUCGUGAUGAUCACCACCACCCCCACCAUCUUGCUCCUGAUCAACUCAGUAUGCUGGAGGUGUCAGUGGAAGAGGAUAGUAACGACGAGGAAUAUGUCAUCGUUGAUUUUGUUGAUGCACCUGAAAAGAUAAUACAAGACGAAGAAUUUGAUAAAAACAGUGUUGAAGAAUUGUCAGAAGCGGAAACAAAAGAAAUUGACGAAGAUGAUGUUGUGACUGAGAAGACGAAGUCAAGAAAAAGAAAACCUCAAACAGAGGAGGACAAUGAGAUUGAAUUAAAAAAGAAGCCGGAACCGGUUAUGGAUGAAAAAAUAGAUCCAACUACACACGAUCUAUCAGUUGAUACUAAAAAUAGUUAUUCUGAUGAGGAGGAAAAAAACGAAAACGAAGAAGUUAAAAUUAUUCACAUCGGGUCUUCUUUAGAUGAUCCAGCAAAUUUGCAUCAGGAGCCAAUAAAAGAAACGUUUAAAGAAAUUAUCGUUCAGGAUGUUGAGCCAGUUGUUGAAAGCUAUCCAGAACCUGAACCCACAGAUGACCUGUCAUCACCUUCAUCAAGUGAGGACGAGGAAGAAAAACCAAAGGAGGAAGUACAAGAAACAUCAUACGAAACAAAAGUAGAAAAUCCAGAAUUGGAUUAUGUAACUGUGAUCGAAGAAGUUGUUAUUGAGGAACACGAGACAGCGAGAAAAACUUCAAACCCUGAAAUUGAUGAAAUAGAAUCUUCUUCCUCUUCCAGUGAGGAAGAACCAGAAAUUUUUAAUGAGGAAACUGAAGAAGUUACUGUAAUUAAAAGGGAAGAGGAAAUAGAGCCAGAAAGUGAAACAUUUGAGGAGAUUAUCGUUCAGGAUAGUGAACCAGUUGUCGAAAGCUAUCCAGAACCUGAACCCCAAGACGAUCUGUCAUCACCUCCAUCAAGUGGGGACGAGAAAGAAAACCCAAAGGAGAAAGUACAAGAAACAUCAUACGAUACAAAAGAAGAAAGUCCAGAAUUGAAUCACGUAACUGUGAUCGAAGAAGUUGUUUUUGAAGAACACGAGACAAGAAAAAGUGUUUCCAAACCAGAAGUUGAUGAAAUACAAUCUUCUUCCUCUUCCAGUGAGGAAGAACCAGAAAUUUUAAAUGAGGAAACUGAAGAAGUUACUGUUAUUAAAAAGGAAGAGAAAAUAGAGUCAGAAAGUGAAACAUUUGAGGAGAUUAUCGUUCAGGAUAAUGAACCAGUUGUUGAAAAUUAUCCAGAAACCACACCCAAAGACGAUCUGUCAUUACCUACAUCAAGUGAGGACGAGGAAGAAGAACCAAAGGAGGAAGUACAAGAAACAUCAUACGAAACAAAAGUAGAAGAUCCAGAAUUGGAUUAUGUAACUGUGAUCGAAGAAGUUGUUAUUGAGGAACACGAGACAGCGAGAAAAAUUUCAAACCCUGAAAUUGAUGAAAUAGAAACUUCUUCCUUCUCCAGUGAGGAAGAACUGGAAAUUGUAAAUAAAGAGACUGACCAGGUCACUGUGAUUAAAAAAGAAGAGAUUAAAGAACCAGAAAGUGAAACAUUUGAGGAGAUUAUCGUUCAGGAUACUGAGCCAGUUGUCGAAAGUUAUCCAGAACCUGAACCCCAAGACGAUCUGUCAUCAACUUUAUCAACUGAGGACGAGAAAGAAGACCCAAAGGAGGAAGUACAAGAAACAUCAUACGAAACAAAAGUAGAAAGUUCAGAAUUGAAUCACGUAACUGUAAUCGAAAAAGUUGUUAUUGAAGAACAAGAGACAAGAGAAAGUGUUUCUAAACCCGAAAUUGAUGAAAUAGAAUUUUCUUCCUCUUCCAGUGAGGAGGAAUCAGAAAUUUUGAAAGAGGAAACUGAAGAAGUUACUUUAAUUGAAAAGGAAAAGGAAAUGAAGCCAGAAAGUGAAACAUUUGAGGAGAUUAUCGGUCAGGAUAAUGAACCAAUAGCAGAAAGUUAUCCAGAAGCUGUACACCACGAUGAUACAUCGUCGUAUUCAUCAAGCGAUGGCGAAGUUGAUGAUCUUAAAAAGGAUGUUAUGAAGAUAACGUAUAUAACUGAGAAAGACGAACAAGCAGUGGAUUAUGCGACUGUGAUCGAGAGACUUAUCAUUGAGGAGGACGAAAUUGUAAACAUUGUUCCAAAAUCUGAAAAUGACGAAUUAGAAUCGUUUUCUUCCUCCUCCGAAGAAGAAAAGGAACAGACUGCUAAUGAAAUCAUAGUCCAGAACUAUGAGUUAACAAUAACUAAUCCCAGUGAUACGUCUUCUACAACAUCAGGUGAUAAGUCAGAGGACAAUUUCCAGCAUGUCGAGGAGGAGUCUACUCAUAUCGUUCAAAGGGAGGAACCAGACACAGACUAUGUGAUCACGAUCAAAGAAGUUGUAAUGGAAGAGCACCAGAAUGUGAGUUUUUCACGAACUGAACUUGACGAAGUAAAGUCCUUAUCUCCUUCUUCUAGCGAUGACGAAACAGAGAAUGUCGGUUCAGAACCGGAAGUACAGAGUCCAGCUGAAGAGGAAAAAACUGGAGAGCCAGAAAGUGAGGUGUUUGAAGAAAUUGUCGUUCAAGAUGACGAACCAGUUAUGAAAUGUUAUCCAGAAACUAAAGAUGAUAUUUCGUCUUCCUCGAGUGAAGAGGAACUGGAAAAUUUAAAUUCACAAGCUAAAGAAAUCAAUGUAAUUGAAAAGGAGGAGGCUAAGGAGCCAGAGACAUCUGAAAAAAUUAUCGUUCAGCGUAAUGAACUUACUGUUGAAAGCCUUCCAGAAAAUUUAUUUCAAGAUGAUCUCUUCCCCCAUGACAGGGACCAGGAAAGCACAACUAAGAAUGUUAAAAUAAAUGAUGACGUUGAAGUGAUAGAUGAUACUAGAAUUAUUGAAACAGUUCAACAUCAGGAUUUCUCCGAAUCAGAUUCUAGCGACGAUGAGCAACAUCGUGACAAGACCAAAUUUUGUAUUGACACUGUGACGGAAGAAGAUGACGACUUUGUGUCUAGUGUCAACGAAGAAUCCGAGAUUGACGAGAAGAAAAUAAACUUCCCUGAGCCAGUCAAAGAUAAACUAACCGAACACCUUCCCUCUGAUGUCACUGAAGUUGUGGAAGUUAAAGUAGAACAUGUCAAAAUCGAACCAGUUGAAAGUGAGUAUUCAUCCGAUGACGGCGACAUCACACCGACACCAUCGGAUAAUAACGACGAAAAAGAAAGUCCAGCUGUGCCAGAAAAUUUAACUGUUGAAGUUGAUGAAAAGAAUACGAUAUUCUUGUCAAGUACAGAAGAAGGUGCAAUUAGACUUGACGCACCGUCAUCCGACUUAGAGAAAGUCAUUCGCUCAAAUGCCACCAUUGACGAAUAUGUUGUUAUCACCGUAAAGAAACCUGACCAACCAAGCUUUGAUGAAGAAAGGUCUCAAGUACAGAAGAAAUCUACCUCAGAAGAAGUGUGCGGCCAACUUGACGAAACCGAUAAAAGUUCGUCGUUUGAAUCGUCUAAUGACGAUGAACCAGUUGAAGAAAUCGUAAGCGUUGCGACUGAACAAAUUGUCGAAUCUUCUCCCGUGCUUGACGAGAUAGUCGCCGACCAACAAGAAGAGACAACCUACGACUCCACUCUUUCUGACGUCGACAUUAUAGAGUACGACCUUGUUGAGACGCCUUCUUUAGUUGAAAAUGUUGUCGCUUUAGAAGAACGAGCUGAAAAGGACGAAGUACUGCACGAUACGGAAUUACAUGAAAAUACAUUUGUGAGAACGGAGUCUACUUUGGAAGCGAAUAAAAAAGAAUCGCCGUUAACCGUGGAAAAUGUGGUCGCACUUACUACGGAAGUGUCAUAUGAAUCAACGAACCGUGAUUAUGUUAUCAUGGAGCCACAAGUAGAAGAAAUAGAAAGUAUAAAUUUAGCGGAGGUUGAGCAUGGAGAAACUCACGAAAAAGCAGAGCAUAUUCAAAACACUGUAAUAUUCGAGGCUGCUUUUCCACGUAUUGUUUAUCCGUUUCGUAGAUCCACUGUUGAAGUGCCGGCGGACGAGUAUCCAGAAAGUGCUAGCGAUGCCGAAAGCGAAGACGAUAUAUUUGCAGAAGGAGAAAAAGAAGAGUCCGAGGAGGAUCCAGCACCAUAUAAUGACGAAACUUUGGUUGCAGCUACUAUCUUACAGCCAGUUUCACAUACGCCAACCUUUUUCUACACUGGUGAAGAAGACGAACAACUUGGGGAAGACAUACAACUGCCCACAAAAGUUGAACUUUCUUCAGACAAUGAUGUUUCUGCCAAUGAAAGCGAUGUUGACACCCUAAAAUCCAGUGAUAAUGAUGAUGAAGAAUAUAUACACGUGGAAUUUGUGGAGCCUGUUGAGUCUGAACCAACAGAACCUGAUGCAGAUACACUUUUCUCUUCAAAGCAUCACAUUGAUAUCAGCAAGCAACCAGAUGUUAUUUCUCUCAGAUUGGGUCUAACUGAACCUACUGGACCCAUAGAUGAAGAAGUAAGUAAGUGUUCCUCUUCGGAGACUGUAGAUGAUGCAGUUGAGGAGAUGACUACACCAAAAUAUGUGAUAACGCCUGAAAUAAAUUCUGUAGAUGAGUCAGUCGAGCAGUUCGAUCCGCGUUAUGUUGAUGUUUUUGUAAAAAACGUUACCUCGGACGAUGAGCUGAAUACUUCAGAUGAAGAACCAUCUUCUAUAGUGAGCAUCACAUCUGAUAGUAUCGAAGAAGAGGUUAAACGAGUCAUAGUUGAACCAGUCGAAAGCUUACCUGUAGAUGAAAAAGUAGAUUUUAAAGAACCAGAUGGUAUAUUAAGUCAAGAACCAGUACUCGAAAAGAACGAAACAGAAAGUCUUUCUGACGGAGAACUAACAACAUCUGAAAAAUCCGGAUCUGAAAAACCCAAUGAAGAAGAACCCGCCGCUGAAGAGUCAAGCACUCAACCCGAUUCGCCUCGAUUCACUACAUCAUUUGACGUAACUGUUAUAAAACCUAACGAUCCAUAUACAGUGUCCUUGAAAUAUGUUGAUGUGACAAGCGCCCCCCUUCAAACGCAAGAAGUUAACUUUACAAAAUCGGAAGAUGAAAUCGACGCGUCAUCCGAAAUAUCCGAAGAGUCGCCUGAUGAGCGUCCUGACCUAACGUUACCAUCCGAUGAAGAAAUACUCGAGGUUGAACGAAGUCUGGAGGACUUGGACAGGGAACUGAAGCUCAACGAAAAUGUUACAUUGCAGUCACCUAUAAAAAAAAUCCCCGAUAAGGAAACUCUUCGCGAAAGCGUCGUAGUUGACACCAUAUUAGAGCCGAAAAAAGCACAAUAUGAAGAGUCCUUGCCGGAAGAAUUUAUGACAAUUGGCGAUGUUGUCGAUAUAGCCCAGCAGAAGUAUCAUAAGGUUGACGUUUUUUCAUCCGAGCCGCACGUCAUACAAGUUGCUCGCGCUGAAGAAACCAAAAAAGUUGAACCCCAAGAAGAGAUUAAGCAGGUUUUUUCGCAACGAAUGAAAGGCAAACACUUAUCCCAAGUCUUUUCCGACGAAGAAGAGUUACAGUCGGAUAUCAUAACUGGUCGUUACACGCCAGUAGUCUCCACCGUAGAGCUCGGAGUACAAGAGAAGUUCGCCAUCAGCGAUGAUGAAUCAACUAGCAGUGGGAUCAAUGAUACUGAAGAUGAAGAAGAGCAUAAAGAGGAUGAGGAGAACAAAGAGGAUGAAGAAACUAAAGAAGAUCCCAUACAAGAAUUUGUGGUGGAAAAACCAAAAGAAAAUCGUCCUUAUGACGAAGGUUAUUCUUCGCCUAAAGAAAUCAAGUCCUUUGACGUUCAAGCGAUUACUCAAAAACCAAUCGAGUUUGAAAGUCUAUCUGAGAUCAAGCCUGUAAUAUACGAUUACAAUGAACCAAUGUCUCCUACAAAAGACGACGACACAAAAGCUGGCCGAAUCUCUCCAAAAAUGCCAGAAUUUCGCCAAAUCGAACGUAUGGUAUUAAUCGAAGAUGAAAUUCCCGACGAUUUAAAUGAAGUACACAUUAAAGAAAUUGUACCCGAAGAACUUUUUCCCGAUGGUGACCCAUUCGAAAAUGAGGAGGAAGCAGAUUCUACUGCAGAGGAAGCUGAUGAAUCAGACACCAGCACUGACAAAGAUUCGACUGAUGAAGAACCCUCUUUCGUACCGCGCCCCCUGACGUCACAUAGGCAGAAAUUAGGAGAUAUAUAUCAAAGACCAGCACAACAAGAACCUGAAAAGGUCCCGGAAGAUGACGAUGCACCAGAAUACGACAUUUCAAAGUAUUUAUCGUUUGAAGAACAAGAGCUAAAGCAGAUAAUGGAGAGUGAUGAACAACAAGAAGAAGAUAAUAAAGAAGAAGCUACUCCAAUCAAUAUAUUAUCAUAUUUCUCUGAUGAUAACACACUUAAUGUUAACGAGGAACUCAUCAUUAAUGAAACAAGGGAAACGGAAGUGUUUUCAGUACCGGAUGUAGAUUACAAUCAAGACAAAGAAAAAGAGGAGGAAGGAACAGAUGAUACGAAAGAUUCUGAUCUAACAGAUGCAGAAUUCGAGCCUCAUGAAAAGGAAAAGCUGAAGGAAAAAGUGAUCCAAGAGAGAGAACUUGAAGAGUCUGGCGCAGGGUUUUCAUUCAAAUACGGCAUGCAUAUCAUCGAAACUGAAGUGGAAGAAAAACCUGAGAAAGAAGAAAGAAGAGUUGGGAAAUUGGUUAUACCUGAGUUGUUUGAUAAAGAGCAAAAGCCGAAGGAACGUUCUGUUAGAAAGAUUGAAAACACAAAACCGAUCUUUUACGUACCAGAAGAAGUGGAAUUUUCUGGUGAGGAAAAAGUCGAGCCGUCAGACGUAGAGGAGAAACUAUUGGAUAAAGAAGUUAAAACUCCUACAGAAGAGGAUCAGUUAGAAGAUGUUGUGGCGCAGCCACUACAAGAAGCAGUUGUGGAAUCUGUUCCUAAAGUUUGGCUGGAAGAUCCAGAACAAAAUUUUCAACUUGAUGACGAUAAAGCACCUCACCUUGAAGAAUCUAGAACAGAGUUUCUAUCCACGUAUAUGACAGAUAUCAUCGAAACUGAAGUGGAAGAGAAACCUGAGAAAGAAGAAAGAAAAGUUGGAAAAUUGGUUAUACCUGAGUUGUUCGAUGAAGAGAAAAAGCCGAUAGAACGUUCUGUUAGGAAGAUUGAAAACACAAAACCGAUCUUUUACGAGCCAGAAGAAAUCGAAUCUUCGGAUGAGGAAAAAGUGGAGCCAUCGGAAGCAGAGAAGAGACUAUUGGAUAAAGAAGUCAAAACUCCUACGGAAGAAGCUCAUUUGGAAGAUGUUGUGGCACAACCACUACAUGAAGCAGUUGUUGAAUCUGUCCCCAAAGUUUGGUUAGAAGAUCCAGAACAAGAUUUUCAGCUUGAUGACGAUAAAGCACCCCAAGAAAGAGAGCUUGAAGAAGUGGAAGAGAAACCAGAGAAAGAAGAAAGAAAAGUUGGAAAAUUGGUUAUACCUGAGUUGUUCGAUGAACAGAAGAAGCCGAUAGAACCUUCUGUUAGAAAGAUUGAAAAUACAAAACCGAUCUUUUACGAGCCAGAAGAAAUCGAAUCUCCGGAUGAGGAAAAAUUCGAGCCAUCGGAAGCAGAAGAAAACCUAUUGGAUAACGAAGUUAAUACUCCUACUGAAGAGGAUCAGUUGGAAGAUGUCGUGGCACAACAACUACAUGAAGCAGUUGUUGAGUCUGUCCCCAAAGAUUGGCUGGAGGAUCCAGAACAAGAUUUUCAAUUUGAUGACAAAGAAAGUGACCAUAAAGAUAAUGAUUUUGACAAGCCUCUUGUUGAUUCAAAUCCAUUAUCCGAGGACGAAAGUGUGUCAGAGGAAGAUGAGGACAAUGUGAACGACCGAAAAAAUAAACCGGUUUAUGUACGUACUAUGAGCGGUUCAGUAGAACAUUCUGCCAAAGUUUACGUCAUUUCCAGCUACGAAGCCGAAGUGAUUCCUCCUCUGCUUCGAGAAGAAAAACGCUUUGUUACAGAGUAUCAAGCUACUCCUAAGGAGCAUGAACCAUUUAAACUAAAUGAGAGCGUUGAAGAAAGUGUCCGAGAAGAUAAUGACAAUUAUAGCAGCGAUGGUAAGGAAGAUGGUAACAUAUCAGGAACAGAAGAGGAGACAACAGAAGAAUAUGUAAAGCCUUUAGAAGAUGACAAGCUUCCUGUAGUUAAAAAACACGUGAUCGAUGAAGAAAAAGCUCGCGAGCAUGAGAAGUAUGGCAAGUACAUACUUCCAAAUGAAAGUGACACAGAAGUCAUAAUUAUUGACAAGCUGCAGGAACCAACGAUUGACGAAGAAUCUUUUCCAACGCCUGCAGAAGAGGUCAAAAUAGAGCCUGUACGUUCUACUGAUGCGAAAGUUGAUUUCCCUGACCUACCAUCAGAUGGAGAGUUUAAGGUUGAGAGGCCUGUUCCUAUCGACGAAACACAAUACGAAGAGUACGUAAAGUAUGAAAGGUUCGGUAUGCCAAAUGAUGAAAAUGAUACCAAUUCCGUUAUAUUUGAUGUACCAAAAAAGCCUUCUGAUGAUGACGUUGAUGAUGUAAAUGAGGACGAUAGUGAAAGCGAUGAUGAGCCUAGGCCACGAUCAAGGAAGUCUCAAGGAGAUUGGGAAGAGAUAAAAAAGGUUGGGGAAUUAAUGCUUCAAAUAGCAUCACCACAUAAACAGGAAGUCCCCGAUGACGAAUUGAUUCUCACUCCAGAAGAUGAAAAAAUUGCUUUUAAUAAGCCUAAUGAGUUUGCAUUGGAGUUUCCAGAAAAUGGUGACCAAUAUGUGGAAGAUAAUGAAGAAAUUGAGGAGUUUAGCAACUACUUAGAGUUGCAACGUCCUUCUUGUACAACAAUGAACGUUUAUAACGAGGAAGAACUGGGAAAUGUAGAACCUGACGAAAAAAGUGUGGUUCUGCCUGUAGAAGUAACUGAAACGGCCGAGAAAGAAGAAGUGUUUCAGAAAAAUUUUAAUGACCCAGUCGUAUUAAGCGAGGAUGAGUUAGAAGAGCGUAAAGUUGUUGGUAGAAUGUUUCUGCCUGAUCUCAAUAGAACAGAUGGAAUUAUAUUCGAGUCCCUUGCAGAUCCAAAGUUUAUUGAGCCGGAAGAAGAACUCCCUGCAUACGUUCAGAUUGAAGAAAAAAAUGAAGAAUCUGAAAAGCAGAUAACUGAACCUGUUAAAUAUGGAGAGACUACUACUCUUGAGAGAAAAAUAAACAGUCGACCAGUAACGUGUGAUUUUAGGUAUCAAACUUCAAACGAAGAAUCUCCAGAUGAGGAAAACAAAGUAUUUAUCCAACCAAUACAGGCAGAGCCUAUCUUACAUAAAGAACCUGAAGAACCCCAGUUAGAUUCUGACAAGGAAGACGAUCAAGAAGACGAACCAAACAAACCAAGGGAAUCUUCUACAGUGUACAAGAAGGUUGAUGGGAAACCAAUAACAAUUGAUUUCAGAUAUCAGCCUUCAAGCGAAGAAUCUCCAGUUGAGGAAAAUAAAAUAUUUAUUCAACCAAUACAGGCAGAGCCUAUCUUUCAUAAAGAACAUAAAGAGCCCGAGUUAGAUUCUGACAAUGAAAACGAUCAGGAAGACGAACCAAACAAAUCAAGAGAGUUUUCUACAGUGUACAAGAGGGUGGAUGGAAAACCAAUAACAUUUGAUUUUAGAUAUCAGUCUUCAAGCGAAGAAUCUCCAGAUGAGGAAAACAAAGUAUUUAUCCAACCAAUACAGGCAGAACCUAUGUUACUUAAGGAACCUGAAGAAGCCGAGUUAGAUUCUGACAAGGAAGACGAUCAAGAAGACGAAUCAAACAAACCAAGGGAAUCUUCUACAGUGUACAAAAGGGUGGAUGGAAAACCAAUAACAUUUGAUUUUAGAUAUCAGUCUUCAAGCGAAGAAUCUCCUGAUGAGGAAAACAAAAUAUUUAUUCAGCCAAUACAGGCAGAGCCUAUCUCACAUAAAGAACAUGAAGAGCCUGAGUUAGAUUCUGACAAGGAACACGAUCAAGAAGACGAAUCAAACAAACCAAGGGAAUCUUCUACAGUGUACAAAAGGGUGGAUGGAAAACCAAUAACAUUUGAUUUUAGAUAUCAGUCUUCAAGCGAAGAAUCUCCUGAUGAGGAAAACAAAAUAUUUAUUCAGCCAAUACAGGCAGAGCCUAUCUCACAUAAAGAACCUGAAGAGCCUGAGUUAGAUUCUGACAAGGAAAACGAUCAGGAAGACGAACCAAACAAAUCAAGAGAGUCUUCUACAGUUUACAAGAGGGUGGAUGGAAAACCAAUAACAUUUGAUUUCAGAUAUAAGUCUUCAAGCAAAGAAUCUCCGGAUGAGGAAAACAAAAUAUUUAUUCAACCAAUACAGGCAGAGCCUAUUUUACAUAAAGAACCUCCAGAACCCGAGUUAGAUUCUGACAAGGAACACGAUCAAGAAGACGAAACAAAUAAACCAAGAGAACCAGAACAGCAUAGAAACAUGAGUAGCCUUCCUUUCACAGAUACAACAGAUGAUAUUGUCUUUGAUACGAAGAACGUCUCCGAUACAGAGCUAAAACCAGUCACUGAUGACGAACUCGAGGAAUACAGAGCUGUGGGAAAAGUAUUUCUUCCAGAGGUAGAACAUGAAGAAAUGGAUAUUAUUUUUGACAAGGAGCAACCACAAGAAGAAAAUAAUAACCCAGUGAAGGAAACAGUCUUUGUUAACGAGACAACGGAAGAAAUUAUAAUAGCAGAUGCUUUGAAAGAUGUAGAGGAACAACCAGCCAAUGAACAUUGGGAGGAACCUGGGGAGCAACAAGAGGUGGAACCAGAGUACAAAGAGACUACGUCUAUCAUACUACCAAAACCUAAGAGAUUUGUACCAAGCACUGUUUCUCACGUUGUGGAGCAGAAUAUAAUCAUGAAAAAGAAGCAUGCUGAUUAUAGAAAAGACGUUGCUGAUCAUAUAGAAAGACCUAAACAUUCGAUACUUGACAAGCCUGAGUUCUCAACAAUCAGUACUAUUCUCCAGAAAGAAUACCCCCAAAGGAAUGUUUUAUUUCAUGUUUCUGAAGAGGAACCAAACAAACCUGUUGAUACCUACGAAGAAUUAAUUGUUAAAUUUCAAGAUGAGGAAGAAGCUCCGGAAGAAGCUAAACCGCAAGAAACUCUACCGGCGGAUAAGGAUGAGAAAACAGUGAGACUACCGGUAGAUGAAACUAUUGAUAUAGAGGUUAUAAAAACAGAUUCCCCUGUCAAUGACGAACCAAGUGAUGGUGAAACUGAGAGUUCCGAUUUCGUAGGUCACUUCUCUGUUAUUCGACAUGAUUCUGUUACUAGCAUUGAAUCGAAUGAUCGUCUGAGUAUCAUUAGUAGCAUGAAAUUGUCAAAAGACGACACUGUUCCAGAAAAUGAUGAGGAAGUUAUUAACGAGAUCAUAGAAGAUAAAACUCCUGAAGAGCUUACAACUGAGAACAAGAUCUCAAAAGAAUUUACUGAAGAGGCAGAAGUUUCCAUAAUUAAUGCCACAGCUGAAUUAAACGAUCUACCAGACCCAAUUUUUACAGAACAGGCUAAAGAGGACACCGGAGUUGAUGUUGUUGUGGAUGAUACCCUUUCAGAGGAGGUUUUAAAUGAAGCUGUUGUGGAAGAACCAAUGACAAAAGAUAACAAGCGCAAACAAAACGAAGAUUUUCUCUCACGAUUCGAACAAUUAGGAACUGCUACAAAACGGACGUAUGUGCAGCAGAAAAAGUCGCCCGAAGAAGAAACUGUUCCUUUUACACCACUAAACGAUUUGAUUUUCCGUUCUGUGUAUGGAAAUGAUUACAUAGCAACCGAAGAAACAAUUGAGAUAUUAGACGAGCCUGAAGAAACAAUAGAACAUCCAACAGAUGCAUCGGAUGAGAUUCAUCCUCUAACGAAUAAAGAGGUAGAUAAUAGUACAGUUAUUACCAUCCCACUUAAAGAAAAAACAGAAUUAAAGUAUGAUGACUAUAAAUCUGACAAAUCUACGCCUCAAUCGCUGAGCUUUCCAGACGAAAAUCAAGAAGAAGUGUUAGAAAAAAGCGAAGAAAAAUCUUACAAACUUGACCUGCCAAUUGACGAGGAAGAGAUACAGUAUGUAUACACUGCAAAAACAGAAUAUGUGCCUGAGUUUGAAAAUGAUGAUCUAUCUUCAGAAACGUCUUCUGACCACGAGAACUUUGAGCUAGUUCAUCAAGUAUCUCCUAGAACGAAGCGAAAAGCGUCUAAUGAAUUAGAAAACAAAAAAGUUGUUGCUCCGAUUGCGGUUGAUGAUGCCAGAAUAGUCGUCAGACAGUUAUCUAUUAAGGAGCAAAUCUUUUCUGAUCUUGAGAAAGAAAGGGGAAAUAAAUUUUCAGAUUAUCCGGUAGAUGAAGGACUCAUCCCAACACAGGUGAAAGAAGAUGAAAAAUUACCAGACUUUGACGACAACGACGAAAUGCUAGACCAUAUUACCCAAGAGACGGAAGUAAUCGUUAAUGUAAAGGAUUUAAGAAAGACGCCAGAUUCACCUCAGCCUACUAUUAAAGAGAUAAUUUUUGCUGAUCUCGAGAAAGAGAGAGAAAAUAGAGGCCAGUCGUUGGAAUACCCUGUUGAUGAAGACAUAAUACCAACGAACGUAAAAGAAGAUGAAAAAUUACCAGAUCCAGAUUUUAACGAUGACAACAAAUUACAAAACAAAGUUAUUAAUGAAACAGAAGUAAUUCAUGUUAACAUGGAUUUGAAAAAGACGCCAGAUUCACGUCAGCCUACUACUAAAGAGAUAAUUUUUGCUGAUCUCGAGAAAGAGAGAGAAAAUAGAGGCCAGUCGUUGCAAUACCCUGUUGAAGAAGACAUAAUCCCAACGAACGUAAAAGAAGAUGAAAAAUUACCAGAUCCAGAUUUUAGCGAUGACAACAAAUUACCAAACAAAGAUAUCAAUGAAACAGAAGUAAUUUAUGCUAACAUGGAUUUGAAAGAGACGCCAGAUUCACCUCAGCCUACUAUUAAAGAGAUAAUAUUUGCUGAUCUUGAGAAAGAGAGAGAAAAUAGAGGCCAGUCGUUGCAAUACCCUGUUGAUGAAGACAUAAUACCAACGAACGUAAAAGAAGAUGAAAAGUUACCAGAUCCAGAUUUUAGCGAUGACAACAAAUUACAAAACAAAGUUAUCAAUGAAACAGAAGUAAUUUAUGCUAACAUGGAUUCGAAAGAGACGCCAGAAUCACCUCAGCCUACUAUUAAAGAGAUAAUAUUUGCUGAUCUUGAGAAAGAGAGAGAAAGUAGAGGCCAGUCGUUGGAAUACCCUGUUGAUGAAGACAUGAUCCCAACGAACGUAAAAGAAGAUGAAAAGUUACCAGAUCCAGAUUUUAGCGAUGACAACGAAUUACCAAACAAAGUUAUCAAUGAAACAGAAGUAAUUUAUGCUAACAUGGAUUUGAAAGAGACGCCAGAAUCAUCUCAGCCUACUAUUAAAGAGAUAAUAUUUGCUGAUCUUGAGAAAGAGAGAGAAAAUAGAGGCCAGUCGUUGGAAUACCCUGUUGAUGAAGACAUAAUACCAAGGAACGUAAAAGAAGAUGAAAAAUUACCAGAUCCGGAUUUUAGCGAUGACAACGAUAUACCAAACAAAGAUAUCAAUGAAACAGAAGUAAUUUAUGCUAACAUGGAUUUGAAAGAGACGCCAGAAUCACCUCAGCCUACUAUUAAAGAGAUAAUAUUUGCUGAUCUUGAGAAAGAGAGAGAAAAUAGAGGCCAGUCGUUGGAAUACCCUGUUGAUGAAGACAUAAUACCAACGAACGUAAAAGAAGAUGAAAAGUUACCAGAUCCUGAUUUUAGCGAUGAAAACAAAUUACAAAACAAAGUUAUCAAUGAAACAGAAGUAAUUUAUGCUAACAUGGAUUUGAAAGAGACGCCAGAAUCCUCUCAGCCUACUAUUAAAGAGAUAAUUUUUGCUGAUCUCGAGAAAGAGAGAGAAAAUAGAGGCCAGUCGUUGCAAUACCCUGUUGAUGAAGACAUAAUACCAACGAACGUAAAAGAAGAUGAAAAGUUACCAGAUCCGGAUUUUAGCGAUGACAACGAUAUACCAAACAAAGAUAUCAAUGAAACAGAAGUAAUUUAUGCUAACAUGGAUUUGAAAGAGACGCCAGAAUCACCUCAGCCUACUAUUAAAGAGAUAAUAUUUGCUGAUCUUGAGAAAGAGAGAGAAAAUAGAGGCCAGUCGUUGCAAUACCCUGUUGAUGAAGACAUAAUAUCAACGAACGUAAAAGAAGAUGAAAAGUUACCAGAUCCAGAUUUUAGCGAUGAAAACAAAUUACAAAACAAAGUUAUCAAUGAAACAGAAGUAAUUUACGCUAGCAUGGAUUUGAAAGAGACGCCAGAAUCACCUCAGCCUACUAUUAAGGAGAUAAUUUUUGCUGAUCUCGAGAAAGACAGAGAAAAUAGAGGCCAGUCGUUGGAAUACCCUGUUGAUGAAGACAUAAUACCAACGAACGUAAAAGAAGAUGAAAAAUUACCAGAUCCGGAUUUUAGCGCUAACAACGAAAUCCCCGAUACUCCAGAAACGACUGGAGAGUUUGUUAGUCACGUCAUUGUUCCAGAAAAUUCUCAACCAAUUAAACCAGAACUUACAUACGAGGUUAAAUUGGGAGAUCACGAAGUACUUCAUGCAAAUCUUAAUGAAACACCUAAAUCACUUCCAAGAGUCGUGAAAAUAACUCGAACUACUCAACAUACUGUUACGAAUGAGGAUAGCAUUCCCGUAGAUGUCGAUAAUGCCUUGGACACGAAGUCGGAGCCAGAAGAAGUAGAAAAUCUACCAAACAUUGUAUUCCCUGUAACUUUGAAUGACAACGACAUGCCUCAAGAAGACGACUCUUCUUCUGAAGAAGUAGUAGACAUCACGCCAGUUAACGAAGGAGACGAAAUACCUCAUCCUUCUAAUUACAAUAUUAAAUUUUUGGAUGAGGUUAAAGAAAUUGUUAAAAGGGAGGAACACGAACAAAAUAUUCCAUCUGAUCAACCGUCUUUAUCGGAAGACGACAAACCGUCAACAGAACGUCAACCUCCAUUGGUAACACAUAAUUUCACAAUAAUUUCACCUGUUGUUGUGCCUUUACCUGAUGACAGACACGAAGAUCAAGAUUUUAUGCUAGUUUUCAAAGAAGAUGAUAUCUCUCCGUCACCGGUGAAUGAGGAAAUCAAUGAAGCUCAAGAACCCUUAGUUGAGAAGGAACCGGAGUUCCCCGAUCCUCCCCACACAGAAGAAAUUGUUAGUCACUUUGUGGUUCCCAAACAUUUGGAACAAAUUGAACCAGAAAUCACGAAGGAGGAAAAAUUGGGAGAUCCCGAAGAAACUACUGUAAAUUUCAAUAAAAAAUCUCAGCCACUCCCAAGAAUUUUGAAAGUAACUCGAACUUCGCGACAUACUGUUACGAGUGCAGAUGGCCGAACUGUAGAUAAAAUUAGUGAUGUUAAUAGCGACUUGGAAGACGUGAAACCAAAUCAAGAGUCAGAGGCAGAAGAAGAAGAUCGUUUACCUAACAUUUUAUUCCGCGUACCUUCAGAAAUGUUGGAAGAAAAUGACCGAACUGUAGAUAAAAUUAGUGAUGUUGAUAGUGACAUGGAAGACGUGGACAAAAAUCAAGAGUCAGAGGCAGAAGAAGACGAUAGUCUACCUAAUAUUGUAUUCCAUGUAUCAGAUAGUCUUGAGCAUAAAAACGUGCCUAAAAAAGACGAUUAUUCGCCCGAGGAAGAAUUAGAAUUCACGCUAGUUAACGAAACACCUCAUCCUUCUACUUACAAUAUUAAAUUUUUGCGUGAAGUUAAAGAAAUUGUAAAAAGAGAGGAACACGAAGAAAAUAUUCCAUCUGAUAAACCAUAUUCAUCGGAAGAGGACGAACCGUCAACAGAACGUCAAUCUCCAUUUGUAACACAAAGAAUAGUCACACAUGUUGUUAUGCCUUCACCUGAUGACAGACACCUAGAUCAAGAUGUAAUGCCAGCCUUUGAAGAAGAUAAUGUCCCUUCAUCACCAGUGAAUGAGGAAAUUAUUGAAACUCAAGAACCUUUAGUUGAAAAGGAACCGGAAUUCUUCGUUGCGGCUGAUACUACCAAAGAAAUUGUUAGUCACGUCGUGGGUCCCGAACAUCUGGAACCAAUUAAACCAUUAUUAACAAUGGAGGAAAAAUUGGGAGAUCCCGAAGAAAAUCACGUAAAUGUCAAUGAAAAAUUUCAACCACUUACAAGAAUUGUGAAAGAAACUCAAACUGCUGGACAUACCGUUACAAAUGAAGAUGACAGUCUUGCAAAUGACGAUAAUGAGAUGGAAGACGUGGCACUAGGUGAGGUAUCAGUUCCGGACCAUCUGUCAAACAUUGUAUCUCCUGUAACUUCAGAUCUGCUGGAAGGCAACAAUAUGCCUAAGGAAGACGAUUCUUCGUCCGAAGAUAAAGUGGAAGUCAAACAAGGUAAAGAAAGAAACGAAACACCUCAUCCUUCAAAUUACAAUAUUAAAUUUUUGCACGAGGUUAAAGAAAUUGUUAAAAGAGAGGAAUACGAACAAAACAUUCCAUCUGAUAAACCGUAUUCAUCGGAAGAAGACGAACCAUCAACAGAACGUCAAUCUCCCAUGGUAACACAAAGAAUAGUUACACAAGUUGUUAUGCCUUCACCUGAUGAUAGAGACGAAGAUCAAGAUGUUAUGCCAGUCUCUGAAAAUGAUGAUGAAUAUCCUUUACCAGUUGAUGAGGAAAUCGAAGAAGUUUACAAACCUGUGGUAGAGAAAGAACCGGAAUUUUCCGAUACGGAUAUGACCGAAAAACAUGUUAGCCACGUCGUGGGUCCUGACGAUUUUGAACCAAUUGAACCAGAAUUCAGAGAGGAGGUAAAAUUGGGGGAUCCAGAAGAAAUCCUUAAAAAUUUCAAUGAAAUAUCUAAACCACUUCCAAAAAUUUUGAAAGUAAGUCGAACUACUCGAAAUACCGUAACAACUGAAGAUGGUAGACCAGUAGAUAAAGUAAGUGGUGUUGAUAGUAACUUGGAAGACGUAAACACAAAUCAAGUGCCAGAGCCAAAAGAAGAAGAUCGUCUACCCAGUAUUGUGUUCCGUGUACCCUCAGAUGAUUUGAGAGACCACUCCAUGCCUGAAGAGGGCAAUUUUUCUUCGGAAGAAGAGGUAGAAGAUAAAUCAAUUAUCGCUGGCGACGAAGCACCUCAUCCUUCUAAUUACAAUAUUACAUUUUUGCAUAAAGUCAAAGAAAUUGUUAGGAACGAGGAGCACGAACAAACUAUUCCUUCUGAUCAUCCGCGUUCAUCGGAAGAGGACGAACCAUCAACAGACCACCAAUCUCCGUUGGUAACACAAAGAAUAGUCACGCAUACUGUUACGCCUUCGCCUGCUGACAGGUACAAAGAUCAGGAUACAAUGCCGGUUUCUGAAGAUGAUGAUGAAUCUCCAUCAGAAGUUAAUGAAGAUAUUGAGGAAGUUUACGAGCUUUUCGUGGAGAAGGAACCCGAAAUUCCAAAUACUCCGGAUAUGGCUGAAGAACUUUUAAAGCCAAUCGAUUUUGAGCUAAUUGAACCAGAAUUCAAAGAACAAGUAAAAUUAGGAGAUCAAGAAGAAAUUCUUGUAAAUUUCAAUGAUAAAUCUAAACCACUUCCAAGAAUUGUGAAAGUGACUCGAACUACUCGACAUACCAUAACAACUGAAGAUAGCCGACCUGUAGAUAAAGUUAGUGACGUUGAUAGUGACUUGAAAGACAUAGAAUCAAUAAAAGAGUCAGAAACGGAAGAAGUAGAUCGUUUGCCAAACAUUGUAUUCCACGUACCUUCAGAAAGGUUGGAAGAAAAUGGCCCAACUGUUAAUAAAGUUAGUGAUGUUGAUAGUGACAUGGAAGACGUGAACACCAAUCAAGAUUCAAAGGCGGAAGAGGAAGAUCGUCUACCUAAUAUUCUGUUCCGUGUACAUUCAGAUAAGUUGGAAGACACUGAAACACGAAAGGAAGAUGAUUCUUCUUCUGAAGAGGAAGUAGUAGUCAAGCCGGAUAAAGAAAGAGACGAAACACCUCAUCCUUCCAAUUACAAUAUUACAUUUUUGCAUGAGGUUAAAGAAACUGUUAAAAACGAGGAGCACGAGCAAAAUAUUCCUUCUGAUCAACCGUAUUCAUCGGAAGAGGACGACCCUUCAAGCGAACGUCAAUCUCCCAUGGUAAGACAAAGAAUAGUCACACAAAUUGUUAUGCCUUCACCUGAUGAUAAAGACGAAGAUCAAGAUGUUAUGGCAGUCUCUGAAGAUGAUGAUGAAUCUCCAUUACCAGUUGAUGAAGAGAUUAAAGAAGUUCACGAACCUCUGAUAGAGGAAGAACCGGAAUUUUCAGAUACUCCGGAUAUGACUAAAAUAGUUGCUGGCCACGUAGUGGGCUCUGACGAUUUUGAACCAAUUGAACCGGAAUUCAGAGAGGAGGUAAAAUUGGGAGAUCCAGAAGAUUUUAUUGUAAAUUUCAAUGAAAAAUCUAAGCCGCUUCCAAGAAUUGUAAAAGUUACUCGAACUACUCGACAUACCGUAGCAACUGAAGAUAGCCGAUCUAUAGAGAAAGUUAGUGAUGUUGAUAGCGACUUGGGAGACGUGAAACCAAAUCAAGAGUUGGAGACGAAAGAAGAAGAUCGUCUUCCUAAUAUUGUAUUCCGUGUACACUCCGAUAGUUUGGAAGAUAACGCUUUCCCUAAAGAAGACGGUUCCUCUUCCGAAAAAGAAGUAAAAGCCAAACAAGUUAACGAAAGAGACGAAAUAUCUCAACCUUCUAAUUACGAUAAUACAAUUUUGCAUGAUGUUAAAGUAACUGUUAAGACAGAUGAACAGGAACAAAUUAUUCCUUCUGAUGAACCGUAUACAUCGGAAGAAGAUGAAUCAUUAACAGAACGUGAAUCACCAUUGGUAAAACAAAGAAUGGUUGCACAUGUUAUUAUGCCUGCACCUCGUGACAGAAACAAUGACCAAGAUAAAACGCCAGUUUAUGAAGAUGAUUAUGUCUCCCCAUUACCAGUUGAUGAACAGAUUGAAGAACUUCACGAAUCUUUGGUGGAAAAGGAACCAGGUACUCGGGAUAUGACCGAAGAACUUGUUAGCUACGUCGUAGGUCCUAAAGAUUUCGAACCAAUUGAACCGGAAUUCAAAGAGGAAGUAAAAUUAGGAGAUCCGGAAGAAAUCCUUGUAAAUUUCAAUGAAAUAUCUAAACCACUUCCAAAAAUUGUAAAAGUAACUCGAACUACUCGACAUACCAUUAAAAAAGAAGAUAGCAGUCCGGUAGAAGGUGGUGAUGAUAGUGACCUGAAAGACAGGGAGGAUAAAAGGAAUGCGGAGGAGGAACAUCUACCUGCUAUUGUUUUCCAUAUACCUUCAAAUAACAAAGGGCACACGGAAUCAUCUACGGCAGAGGAUUCAGUUCCUGAAGAUUAUAAUGUUAUCCCACUGCCUGUUAGAGAAGAAACUGAAAAUGAACAGAACCUAUUUGUGGAUGAGAGACUGGAAUUCCCCGAUGUUCCUGAUUCAGUUGAACCAAUUGUUAGUUAUGUGGAGGCUCCCAAAGAUUUAAAAUUAAUUGAUUUAGAAUAUACACAGGAGGUUAGUUUAGGAGAUUCUGAGGAAAUUCCGUCGAGCUUUGCUGGACAAUCUAAGCCGCCACUAAGAAUUGUGAAAAUGGCGCGAACUACUCAACAAGCUGCUACAAACGAAAGUGGAAGUCCCGUAGAAGAUGCUAGUGAUGUUAGUGACUUGGAAGAUAUGGAAGAAACAGGUAAAACAGAGGAAAGACAUGAACCGGUUAUUGUGUUCCCUGUCUCUUCAGAUGAUAUUAGGGAUACCGAUACAGAUAUUAAGGAUGAUUCAGUUUCUGAAGAUUCUACUAAGUUUUCAUUACCAGUUCACGUGCAAAUUGAAGAGCAUCAGGAACCACUGUUAGAGGAAGAACCUCAAUUUCCUGAAGUUCCUGAUUUAAGUGAACCAAUUACCACAUUCGUCGAGAAUUCUGAAGAUUUGAAACCAAUUGAAUCAGAACAUACCGAGGAUAUCAGAUUAGGUGAUCCAGAGGAAAUUUCUUCAAAUAUUGCUGAUCAAUCGAAACCGCUACCAAAAGUUGUGAAAGUGACGCGAACUACUCGACGUACUGUAACAAAUAAAGACGGUAGUCCUGUACAAUAUUUUUAUAGUAACUCAGAAGACGUUGAUUCAUACGGGGAGAAAACCUCGCAGCUGCUAGAAAAUGAAAGCUUGCCUACUAAUGUAGACCUUGACCUGCCUGAAGAGGAUCAUUCUUCUUCCGAAGAGAAUCGUUUUUCUUCAGAAGAGGGCACCCGAGGCAAACCAAUUGGUGGAACUGGGGAUGAUCAGAUAGAACCACCUACGUCAGUACCAACAGUUAUGGAUGUGAAGCAAAGAACUCACCAUGUAAAUGGAGUGAUUGAUUCUUCUUCUGUAGUUGGUGAUAAUAACAGUUUAGAUGAAGAAGGUUAUGCAAAAUUGAGUAAAACGCUAACUAGUAUCGCCAAGCCACAUGAAAGUGACCCGUCAUUUGCAAAGGCGUCUCCCUAUUCAAACAAAAACAAUAUUAUCCUUGAAGUGCAGGCUUCUUCGCAGGUCUCUACAGAGAGCGUCGUGGCUGUGGAUUCUGAUACUCCUGAUAAUACACCGGCUACCUUUGAUAAUGGCGGUUUGGGUUACCCUGAAGAAGACGGUGGGGUGAUCAAAGAUUGGAUGUCUAAUUGGCUAAUGCCCGAGAGGAAAGAUCCUCCAACUGAGCAGAAAGCUGUUACUGACAAACCAGAGGGAAAUAAAAAUGAAGAGUUUAAUCAAGAAAACAGUUUCAUAGUGCUUCCAAAUUCAAAGGAAAGGCAUAAACAAGAGGCUGUGACGCCGGUGAAAGGAGGCGUUUUGUCCCGACUUGUGAACGAAAGUAAUAUUGAAACUAAAAAUAAAACGCAGAAUGUUAGGUCAAUAAAAAAGAAGGAAAAAAAGCUUGCAGUUGACCAAAACACCCCAUCUAGGGAGAGUGAUGUUGCUAUAACCGUAGAAUCUAGACGAGAUGUAAAUGCCUCAAACACUCAAUCUGUAGUGGAGAUAGUGAGUCAACCGAUUGCUGUAUCAAACGUUCAAGAAGCCAACUUGUUAGCUGAUCCUGAUUUCCCUGACCAGGACAAAAGUGAUCGCGGUAAGACUCAACAAAAAAUAGAAAAUGGAAGCACGUUCACAGUGCUGUCGACAGAGAACAAGCCAACCGUUUUUGAUGAAGAAAUAUACGAUGAUCCUAGUGAACUUGAUAAGCGCUUCCGUUUCGUAGAUGGUCACACGACUAAUGUAAAAGAAGUAAUUUACGAUCUGCCUGAAACUAAUGACUACGCCCCCCCUCGUGUAACCAAAGUGAAAAGAACGAGCAGGAGACAUACAAAUCAGGUAAUUAAUCAAAACCAAACAAUUAGGGUAGAUGUUAAUUCAUCUCCUGCAGCAAGCACGUCUCAGCCAACAGAAUUAAACGUACAUUAUAAAGUUCCUGCCGGCAACCUUCCUGACACUAGCAGCGACUCUAAUGUGCCACCGGAUGACGAUGAGUCAGUCAUCUAUUUAGAUGAAGACGGGCGCCCUGUUUCACCUACCCUUGUCGCCAUGCUCAAGCAACAACAGCAGCAGCAAAUUGAAAUCGAUGAAGAAAGCAUUCGUUCUGUUCAUAUAUCGCCUAAUGAAAGCACCGCACCAGUUCCGAAACAUACUAGGAAUUACUUAAUCACUAUUAAUAGUACAGGCAGACAGACACCUGUUAGUGAAACACAUCGCCAGGUAAACUGGCCAGAAGAUGAAGAAAGUAUUAAACAGAUUGAAUCUUCAGUGAUCGUUGAUGACGACCCUAAAGAAUCGGAACUUGCUGCAUUUUACUCUGUGCACAGACGCGACAGUGUGUCCACAACUUCAUUAAGGGAAGGUUCCAUUAAAGGUAUACUGUAUGGUGCCAACCCGAGAGAUAAGGACCUUCGAGGUUUCCGGAAUACGAAUCCUGUUUUGGACUUGGAAAGGCAAUCCGCUUCAACUGUUGCAUCGAACACAGAACGUAAAGAGCUUGUUGUUAAGUACAAGCAAGGAGUUGAGGAUAUUUUAGAAGAAAACAAAAUGCGUCACGUUGGGCAAUGGGUGACAACAGUGCACAUACCAGAUGGCAGCAGUACUACCGAUUCAGCACCUCAAUCACCUAACUCCGCUACGAAUAUAGACGUGUUGUGGCAUCCAUCCACACAAAUGGAUGUAUACUGGAAGUCGGGUGCAAUUCAAGACGAUAGUUAUGUAGAAAAGAGUUCAAAAUAUAACGUUUACUGGAAAUCGCAUUUGGAGAAAGAAAGUCACCCUGUAAGACGCAGUCAAUCGCUCACUCGUUUAACACCAAGAGUUCAGCUAACUACGUCUAAGACAACGAGAACUGAACGAUCGCAGCGCGAGGAACGCUUGCUUCAUCCGCGAAAUUUAUUUUUCAUGAAAAACGCCCGCCUUGGUGGAAGCAUGGAAAGUUUAUUCCCCUACGAUUCAAGUGACUCCGCAGACAGUUACGAUGACGACCUUAAUGAUGAAGAUCUUCAGGGUUGGAUUGACGAACCCUCCAAACACUCCCUUGCUGUUCCAUCAAAACAUGUGGUACGGUCACACUCACUGAAAUUAGAUACAGAGACGAACUCUCUACAGCGAGUGGAACCGUUGAAAUCACGUGACUUGAUUAGCGUAAAGCCAAAUCGCAUUGCUAGCUGGAUUGUAUCUAUUAAAGAACAACCGAUGCGCAUUAUCGCUAAUUUUAAGCAAUUCACCAAAGAGAUACGCAAACCGAAUGGUUUGACUGAUGAAGAAGCAUUCUUUGUAUAUUGUUAUUUGUAUGGCAGAAACAAAUGGAAAAUCGUAGCACGCCUAAAUCAACAGGGAAUGAUGGUUAGCAUCAAGGCAGCACGAAAACGAGGCAACAAGUCGUCACAAAAAAGUGAUUUGACAGAAGCUGAAAUCGAAAGAAGAUUGUUUGAAAUUGCUGCUAACGGAAAAGACAGAAAUCGUUUGCACGCAGUGGAUGAAAACGAGGAUGAUAUUCCCUACGCAAGGCUGGAAGAAGAUGACAUCCUGCUGGAAGAUUUUGCACACCAGUUACGUCAGAAACGCGCAAAGCCCGUACCUAUCGGGAAAUGGUUUAUCGUAUUGCGAACUGUACGACAGGACAAAAUCAAGACGUUUAAACAAUUCAGCGAAACAUAUCAUAAAGUUACGCAAUUGACGGAACACGAAAAAUUUGUUGUUUACGCCUUGCUAUAUGGAGAAGCACGUUGGAAGGUGUUGUUGAGUGCUGACAAAAAAAGCAAAUGGAUGGGCGUUUAUGUCGAACCUCGGGAGAUUCCAGAAUACCUGCGGGAGUACGAAGACGUUUCAGACGCACAAGUACGCAAUGCUCUGAUCGAGUUAGCUAUAAAUGAUCCCCUUACACGGAGACAAUUAAUCAAGGCCGGUUUUAAGUUGCCUGAACAAGAGAGUUUUUCCAAGCCUAAGCCUUUACCUGGAUCGCUACGUCACUGGGAAACUCGAUUAACCAAUCACCGACAAGAAGGGUUAUCAAUGGCUGAAUUUGAACUCGCUUUUCCAGAUGUAAAAGAACUGACAGAGAAAGAAAGAUUACUAUUAUUUGCAUUUUACCAUGGUGACCAAGAAUGGGCUGUCAUGAUUCAAUCGAAAGACGGGGGUCAACAAAAUGGCGGAAUAAAAUUCAAAACACAGCGAGUUCAAAGCAGUUUAAAAAUAGAGGAGUUGCUUGUUGAGCUGGACAACGCAGAUGUUUUUGAUAAACACCACCUCGAGAAGUUGAGUUUAAUGUUGGCAACGCCCGAACACAUUGCCGAAUACCUAACUAUGUGGAGUGCAGCUCCAAAAAAAAUUGUCAACACCUAUGAAGAAUUCAAAGAUGCUUAUCCACAGUUUGCUGAUACGCCCUCGUACGAAAGGUUUGUUGUGUAUUGUUUGGUGUAUAAAACACACAAGUGGAUGUUACGUGUACAGAAAAGUACGCAGACGAGUGAAAUUUAUUUGAGACUUGCGCUCCGUCAUGUGCAUUUGGAUAGCGACGAGUUUUUGAUUGAAUUCGAAGACACUAGCUCCCUUGAAUGGAUGCAGUCAGUAACUUCAAUGGAUGAAAUAAAAAAAAAUUUGAAGCACGCUGGGUUUUCUAUUCCCAUUGGUUACUUUGUAACAAACCGUAAAAUAGUGCGAGAAUUACCCACUUCCUUGCAGCAAUGGUCAAACGUUUUCGAUGAAGGUGCCUCAGCCAAAACUGACAGCUUGACAGAAUUCCAAGAUAUGCACCCAGACGUAAAGAACCUACCACUUCGAAUACAACUGCUACUUUUUGUACAUUAUAGUGGUUUUGAAGAAUGGGAAUUAGUUUUAAAAUCCGAUUUCGGUCCUAUAUCCAACUCUGAAGCGAUAUAUUCUGUCGUCGACAAAACGAGAAAAAGACGACGAUCGUCUCGCAAAAGCGCAUCUUCGUCGGGCGCUAAGAGCAUACGAUCGAACUUUUUAGACAGAGCUGAUGGCUAUAUGAAAGUUCAUAAGAAAAUUAUCAGAACUGAGAGGAUGGAAGAAAGUGUGCAGAAGACGCAAUUUUCAUCAAAACCAGGAAAGAGAAAAAUUUCCUAUGCAGGAGAAAUUCGUGACAUAGCAAUUGAUCCUUCCCGAAUCUCCCACCUCGUUCCCGUGUUGGAAGAAGAGGAAGAAAAGAAUUCGGUGCCAAAGUCGUACGAGGAAUUCCGCGAGAGAUAUUUGUCGCAUGCACCGAACGCCACCGAGAAAGAAUUAUACGCGUUGUAUUGUUAUUACUACGGCAAGGAAAUAUGGAAAGUCGUUGUUGAAUCCGAAAAUAAGGAUUGCUUGCAAGAUAUGAGUAUUGUUUCGACAGAAAUGCGCAACAUUGAUCUUCCACACAAAGAUGUCCGACCUGAAACUAUUGCUCACUGGAUUGGUCAAAUCGAAUCCAACCUCGGUCAAAUUAGCAUUUCAACGCUUGACGAUUUCAAGCGAAGUUACCCUGAAAUUAAAAACUUAUCCGAUUCGGAACAAUAUCUAUUGUAUUGUUACUUCCAUGGGCGUUGCUUUUGGAAAGUCACAGUUCAACCUUCGACGGCCGGUGGAACUGUUGUCGCGCUCCGAGUAACGCCGAUGCGACGACACGAAGAAAUUGAAGAGGAGGGGGAUUAUGACUUAGAUGACGUCAUUAGCACACAAAGUGUUGCUGGUUCAGUCGUAGUUGAUAGAGUAAUUACAUUGCCGGAAUUCGAAGACAACUUUCCACAGCGAGAUUACGACAACGAUGAUAAUGACGACGACGACUUUGAGUUUGUCGACUUUGGACAAGUGACAAACAACGACACGACUCUUUAUGUUGCUGAGGCGGGAGAACAAGUUGUCGAUGAAGCCAUUUUUGUCGUCGAAAUACCAGCGGCAUCAAAAUACACCAAUCGCCGUCAAACAAACGUUAAGCGUGCUGAGGUCAAAACUAGUCGUACGAGUAAAAAACGAGAUAAGUCAACGCGUUCGGUAAAAGAAGAUAAGAAAAUGUUGGGAAAAGCUGACCAAUUCUUGAAAUAUAAUCCUAAUUAUACACCGAGAACCAGAAAGAGAACUUUAGAACAGACGGCGUCGGACGAACACGACGAACAUUUAGACUCUUUAAAACGAGCUAUGAAGGAUGAUGCGUCGUGAAAUAUUGUCGCGAAUUAUUUAAAUGUCGUGUAAACAGUUUUUCUAUUUUAUAAUUUUUUUUUUGUUUAUACUUUUUUGCGGAGCAAAUAAAUCAAAGGUCUAAAAAAUUAAGAAAAAACGAGAACAUAUUUAGAUUUAUUUUGAAGCAAGACUAGCUAAAACUCCACAUAAAGAUAAAAAAUAAUUUUUUCACGUAUCGCAUUUGAAAGAUAAUUUGUAGAAUAAUGUAUAUAUGAAUCAUUUCACUUUUCUUUAGUUUUUUUAGGAAGAAAAUAUUUUC
Hydractinia symbiolongicarpus is the source of this 29637-nucleotide messenger RNA. Its product is annotated as titin-like. The coding region runs from base 201 to 29357 and encodes 9718 amino acids. NCBI's taxonomy places the organism in Eukaryota, Metazoa, Cnidaria, Hydrozoa, Anthoathecata, Hydractiniidae. The transcript is spliced from 25 exons. The record is from RefSeq and is a predicted model, not a curated record.